Molecule: messenger RNA, 2178 nt
Organism: Rubroshorea leprosula
Lineage: Eukaryota; Viridiplantae; Streptophyta; Magnoliopsida; Malvales; Dipterocarpaceae
Source: the annotation of a GenBank genome assembly
AGCUGAGGACGGCGACGAGCUCGACGAUUUCAGCUCUCGACCUCUCGUCCUCGACUGUGAAAUGGUAUAAGUAGCUCUUGGCGAUUCAGUGUUCGGAAGAUAAACCUCAUUUGCAGCAAUGGCUAUCGGCGGUUUGAUUUCGAAUCGGAAUCUCGGUUCCUUUAUCGGCUCAGGGAAAGUAUGUCAAGCUGAACUUGCCAUCACACAUUACAGAGGAGAACAAUCAGCCAUUGCUGUUGCAAAACUUGUGCAGGGGACCAUAUUCUAUCAAAAGUUUAGUAAUCGAAGGGGUAAUAGUUUUAUUGCUUCAAAUUCAUGUAGCUCAUUUCCUUGUGCUACCACUAAAGCAAAUUCUUCUCAUUGGAGGGACCACCCAGUUUCAAUCUGCCUGCACUCAGGUGAAAGGUCUUUCACACUUUCUCAACGUAGAAGCAGAGGAAGAUGUGGAUGCUCUCUUGCUUCAGACUCUUCACUGGGUAGUUGGCUUCAACCAAUAGCUGAGGAUAAGAUUAGUGCAAGCGAUGGGCAACACAAGGAGUAUCAACAUGUCAAGGUAAACAGAACCUGUGCUUACUACAAGUCUGAAGAGUAUGAUAUAACAGGAGAAGAGGCAGCUUCACUUGCAUCAUCAGAUGGGUCAAAUGAGACUGUUCUGUUUGAGGGAAAUGUGCAAGAAACAACACCUUGGUGGGAAAGUUUUCCAAAGCGUUGGGUUAUUGUACUGCUUUGUUUUGCAGCUUUUCUACUGUGCAACAUGGAUCGUGUCAAUAUGAGCAUUGCAAUACUACCUAUGUCACAAGAGUUUAACUGGAACAGCGCAACAGUUGGUUUAAUUCAGUCCUCCUUUUUUUGGGGAUAUUUGCUCACUCAGAUCCUCGGAGGCAUAUGGGCAGAUAAAAUUGGUGGAAAGCUGGUACUGGGUUUUGGAGUUGUCUGGUGGUCAAUAGCUACAGUUUUGACACCUAUUGCUGCAAGAGUUGGACUUCCAUGUUUGCUUAUCAUGCGUGCUUUUAUGGGAAUUGGUGAGGGUGUGGCUAUGCCUGCUAUGAACAACAUACUCUCUAAGUGGAUUCCAGUGUCAGAGAGAAGCAGAUCCUUGGCACUAGUCUACAGUGGCAUGUAUCUUGGUUCUGUUACAGGGCUUGCCUUCUCUCCCAUUCUAAUCCACAACUUUGGGUGGUCAUCUGUGUUCUACUCAUUUGGAUCCCUUGGGAGUAUCUGGUUUGCAUUAUGGCUAAGAAAGGCAUAUAGUUCACCAAAAGAAGACCCAGAGCUUACUGCCCAAGAAAAAAGAGUCAUCUUGGGUGGCAGCAUGUCAAAGGAAUGUGUAUCAGUCAUUCCAUGGAGAUUAAUAUUAUCGAAAGCACCAGUUUGGGCUCUCAUAAUCUCUCACUUCUGCCAUAAUUGGGGGACUUUUAUUCUUUUGACAUGGAUGCCUACAUACUACAAUCAGGUUUUGAAGUUUAAUCUCACCGAGUCUGGGCUCUUCUGUGUCUUGCCAUGGUUAACCAUGGCUGUCUUUGCAAAUAUUGGAGGUUGGAUUGCAGACACACUUGUAAGCAGAGGUCUUUCCAUUACAGCAGUCCGUAAGAUUAUGCAAUCAAUCGGGUUUUUGGGUCCAGCCUUCUUUCUCACUCAGUUAAGCCAUGUCAGAACUCCUGCUAUGGCAGUGUUAUGUAUGGCUUGCAGUCAGGGCUCUGACGCAUUCUCACAAUCAGGUCUUUAUUCUAAUCACCAAGACAUUGGCCCACGCUAUGCUGGGGUUCUGUUAGGACUGUCAAAUACAGCAGGAGUGCUUGCAGGUGUUUUCGGCACGGCUGCAACCGGCUACAUACUUCAACGAGGUUCUUGGGACGACGUUUUCAAGGUAGCGGUUGCUUUGUACAUCAUUGGCACAUUGGUCUGGAACUUCUUCUCAACAGGAGAGAAAGUUCUCGACUAGAAAAAUGAAGUUGAUAAAAAGCAAAAGAGCUUACUUUAACCACUGAAAAAAUGAAAGUAGUUCACAUCGUAUAGAAAAUGGCUAAUCGCCUUGGUUAAACAAAAACCAACUUCUGAGGCCCUCAAUGUACUUGCAACAAACAUUUGAGCUGGCUGUAAUUUUACAAGGUAUAAUCUUAAAAUUUCUCCAUUUUACAUGCAUGUAUAAAUUUAUCAUGAUCCCAGAAAUAUCUUCUU